AAUAACACGGAAGAAAUAAUAAUGGCGUCGUUGUGCGAAAAUGGUAAGAACUUAAGUGAUAGAAAAGAAAUAGUUACAGAAAGACUUAAGAAAAGGAAACAAGAAAGAGAAGCUGAAGUUCUGAAAAGAAAAACUGAAAAAGAUGCCUGUUUACCCGAACAGGAAAGUACGAAAUACUUCAUAAAUAAUUUUUCUCAAGAACGUUCAUUCAUUGAAAAUGAAUUGUCAGAAAGUGACAAACUUCCAAAGAAAGAUCUCACCGACCAUUUCGACUCGAUAUCUGUUCGAUUAACAAAACUGCAGUCAUUUGUAACAGAGUCUUCAUUAUUUCUCACAUCGCACGACCUUAAAGUAGCUCAAGAUGAUUUACAGCAGCUACAAUCGCGUAUCCAAGCAAAAAGAGACGAGUUGCUUCCAAAGAAGCGCUUUGCAUUUAGACAACGAAAAGAAAAGAAACCCAAACCAGUUAUUGAUGAUUCAGAUGAAGUUGUCAAUUUACCUGAAAACCAGAAUGAUUUGAUGGUGGAGUUAGCAGAAUGCAAGUUUGUUGACAGGGCCAAUAAAAUACUUGCAAAGAAUGCAGCCGAAGUGAACUUGAAAGAUGUUGCUCUUGCUAAUUUAACCAGCUGCACUGUUAAGCUGUUUGGCGCACCAUCUGCUCUUCAUGUCAACAAACUCAACAAUUGCUACGUAUUCACAGGACCUGUAUCUGGUUCCGUAUUUAUCAGGGAUUGUAUUAACUGCAUAUUUGUGUCACCGUGCCAACAAUUAAGAAUUCAUUCAACAACACUAACUACCUUCUACAUACAUGUCACAAGCAAGGCAGUCAUUGAGGAUAGCAACACACUAUUUUUUGCACCGUACAACUGGGAUUAUCCAGGUUUAGAGGAACAUUACAGGCUGUCUGGUUUGGAUAAGACACGAAACAACUGGAGUGAUGUGGAUGAUUUUAACUGGUUAGCAGCUGAUGCACAUUCUCCAAACUGGUCAAUUCUUCCUGAGGAAGAAAGAGUUAAAGAUUGGAAUGAAUAACACUCCUUUAUUCUUCUACACAGUACAAUAACGGUACAUUGUUCAGAACUUUAUUUAACUGAAGUCAAAGACUACAUUUACAUGUAUUUGAAAAAAUUUCCUGACAUGAGUCGUAAGCUGGAUUUUAAUCAUUCCUGUUUAGUUUGAUCAGAGAACAUAAUUCAAGGCUCAAUGGAGCUCUGCCAUUUGCUAAAUUCACCAGUAUGCGAAUUUUAAGAAUAACUGGUAACAUUUAUUUCAAACUGUUGGUGGAAACAUUUCGUGUAAUGAUUGAUAUCUUGUAAACAUCUAAAGCUGGGUUUUGCAUUUUUGAAAGGGAGACAAACUUUUUAGUUCAUCCAGAUCUGGUCCUGUCAUUGCAUGUGCUUCUGGAGAUAAUUUGUUUGCUAUGCUAUUUAAUUUUAAAGUACAUGUACAAACGUUUUUUUUCUGUAACAGAUCAUUAGAUCUGUACAAUACUACAUGUAUGUAUAACCAUUUUAUAACAUAGGUGGAAACCUGGGUCUGUGCUUAUAUAGAGUCCAGACUCAAUCUCUAAUGACUUUACACACACGCAAUUUGUAUGGCAUUGUCAUUACAUUAGUGUCUCAGACUCUAUUAGUCUCGAGUCUAGACUAAAAUGU
Gigantopelta aegis is the source of this 1655-nucleotide messenger RNA. RefSeq names its product tubulin-specific chaperone C-like. The record is from RefSeq and is a predicted model, not a curated record. The coding region runs from base 22 to 1032 and encodes 336 amino acids. Gene Ontology annotation, molecular function: tubulin binding. Lineage: Eukaryota; Metazoa; Mollusca; Gastropoda; Neomphalida; Peltospiridae. Gene Ontology annotation, biological process: tubulin complex assembly; post-chaperonin tubulin folding pathway. Gene Ontology annotation, cellular component: cytoplasm. The transcript has a single exon.